GGCGGCGACCGCACGCCAUGCUCGGACCCUCGUGAGCGCUCCUCCGUGGCUACACCAUGAAAGGGACAACCACAGUGACCUUCCUCCUGCUGGUGCUCCGCCCCGCGAGGACCCAGGACGACUCCUUCGCCAGUUCCUUCCUGUCAGGUCUACUAGACACCUUGGAUACCCAGGUGGACGCUAAGAACUGUCCCGGAGUAUGCAUGCACGCACUUACCUCGCUCAUCUGCUCCAACGUACUAGAAGAAGUUGAGUGUCCUAAACCCUCCAUGAAGUGUUGCGUCGAUGAGCCUUUGGGUAACGACACGUUGACGACCACUCGCAGACCGUUCACCACCCGCUACACCACCACCGAGUCUGAUGAUGACGACGACGAGACUACCAGGCCACCUGACAGAUAUAAAGACAGUGGUAACAUAGCCUGUCCUGGUGUAUGCGUGGAGUCUCGUCUCACGCAGUAUUGCGAGGCGUAUUUGACCUCCGGCGAGCUCUGUGUCUCUGGUAGACUGUGCUGCGUCUCCAAGGAUGGAUAUGGAGACAGGAGACCACCUGACUUGGUGGUGCCAAAUGAGAAGAAGCAUUCAACUAAAAGACCGAUAACGGCUUUGACAACAACACCGUAUCCUAAAACGAAGCCGGGCAGGAAGUGUCGCGGAGACUGCAUCAGCGGCCUGUUCGCGCUGUUGUGUGACCACGUGGACGAGGAGGCUGUGUGUCCGUCCGAGGGCACGUGCUGCCUCACAGACAACGCGGAGGCAAGCACCCGAAGACCGACUACCACAACUACACCACGGCCUACAACUCCGGCCCCACUCCCGCGCUGUCCCGGUUACUGUCUGCUGAACAUCAUGGCAGCAUUCUGCGAGAGACCAGCCGUGCUCAUCCCACAUACCAACUGCAAGCUGAGCGGGUCCAUCUGCUGUGACAAUACCAGGUUACCACCUCGUACCACACCUCGCACUACCACCACGACAACAACCACGACACCGGCUCCAGUGGACCCUCGCCCGGACUGUCCAGGCUCUUGCAUCGUGUCGCUUCUCUCCUUCACGUGUUUCCGUAACGCCGAGAUGACGGAUGUCUUCAAAUGCAAGAAAGCUGGCACGCAAUGUUGCGCGCCGAAAUCGAAGGUUCAGGAAGCGAUGGGCGUGCACCGCAACGACUCGUACCCUCUGGCUGUGACGCAUCCGCCACACUACGUCACCCCUUACACCUACACACCCACACAGACGUAUGCUACGCACACCACGCCGACGCCUUACGAUAUCACUAAUUACGCUACAUCGCUGAGGACACCAGAGAAAUACAACAAAUAUGUUUGUGGAGUCAAAGGAAGUAUGUCUCGGUCGGGUCGCGUGAUGGGCGGUGAAGAUGGCGAACGGGGCGAGUGGUGCUGGCACACGGCUCUCAUCAACUCUCUCAACCAGUACAUCUGCGGCGCCGCGCUGGUGGGGACCCAGUGGGUGCUCACGGCAGCGCACUGUGUCACCAAUAUAGUCCGUUCAGGCGACGCCAUGUACGUCCGAGUGGGUGACCACGACCUGACCCGCAAAUACGGCUCCCCGGGGGCGCAGACUCUGCGAGUGGCCACUACCUACAUCCACCACAACCACAACAGCCAGACCCUCGACAACGACAUCGCACUCCUCAAGCUGCACGGGAAAGCAGAGUUGAAAGAAGGUGUAUGUCUCGUGUGUCUGCCCGCGAGGGGAGUGAGCCACGCCGCGGGAAAACGUUGUACUGUCACAGGAUACGGGUAUAUGGGUGAGAGUGGACCGAUACCGCUACGGGUCCGUGAAGCUGAGCUGCCCAUAGUGAGCGACGCCGAAUGUAUCCGCAAGGUGAACGCGGUCACAGAGAAGAUAUUCAUUCUGCCCGCCAGCUCCUUCUGCGCGGGCGGGGAGGAAGGAAACGACGCUUGCCAGGGUGACGGUGGCGGUCCACUGGUGUGUCAAGACGACGGCUUCUAUGAACUCGUUGGGCUGGUAUCCUGGGGCUUCGGUUGUGGACGAAAAGAUGUGCCCGGAGUUUACGUUAAAGUCUCUUCAUUCAUUGGUUGGAUUAACCAAAUUAUAUCUGUUAAUAAUCUAUAGCCCCCUUACUAAAUCACCGUGAAUGAUAUUUGUUUUAUUUUAUGAUAUGGCAACAAUUAUUUUUAUGUUAAUCAAAUUUAAAAAAAAAAUCUAAUUGUAAUCCAAUCAAAUAAUUCACGUACUAUUUUUGGAUUCACUUCUAUUAUGAUAAUUCCACAAAAUUAUGAAUUGUGGAUUAGCGAGAUUCAGAACCUACAUCUACCCAGUGGAAAUUUUCUAUUUAGAAUGUUAUUUUUUAAUUAAUUGAAUGGGAUAUAAGUCUGUAGGCCAAACUAAAUCAUAAUAUUAAAGUCCUCUGUAUUCCGCAAAAUCACACAUUAAAACCGCCAUUUUAACAAUUUUUAUUUUCGCGCGUUUUUUUCAUACAUCUUAUUGAGGGUGCUAUUGUCAUUAACCUUAAUGAAUAUUGUGUUCAUCUACGAGUAAUUUAUGUGAGUCACUUAUCUCACAGUAUUUAUAAAGCAUUUAUGUUUCCUCGUUCUAUAUUUUAUUUAGAAAAUAAUGUAAAUAAACACUACUCCUAAUUAUUUAUAGGUUAAUUUAUUUAUUUAGUAAUAAUAGCUUGAGGCAUUUAAUUAUACUCCCACCAUAAGUAUUUUACUGAUGAAAAUCCUUGAAUACAGAAUUUAUAUCUAAUACCAAAAUAUGAUUUCAAUGUAUGUAUUAUUUAUUUAUUAAACCGUAUAAAGAGUAUCUAGUGUAAGUAAUUUGUAAAUAGAUGUUCAAUACUUAGUCACUAAGUUUGAGUAAGUCUAUGUACGGUAGCAUAAUAUAGAUUGUUCUUCAGUCUGUUAUAUAAUAAAGAAAACUUUUAAUA
Messenger RNA from Leptidea sinapis, 2910 nucleotides. RefSeq names its product protein masquerade (gene mas). Gene Ontology annotation, biological process: proteolysis. The transcript has 14 exons. Gene Ontology annotation, molecular function: serine-type endopeptidase activity. The coding region runs from base 57 to 2093 and encodes 678 amino acids. NCBI's taxonomy places the organism in Eukaryota, Metazoa, Arthropoda, Insecta, Lepidoptera, Pieridae. The record is from RefSeq and is a predicted model, not a curated record.